CCAUCCUCCCUGCUUCUCUCCUUCAAGCAUCUUCAGCCCAUCUUCAGCCACUCUCUCCUUCUCGCCUUUUGGCCCGAGUCUUCAUCCUGUGCCGUGCACGGAUAGUCAUUCCUUUCUUCUUUCUCUGAAAGGCAUUAUCACAUUCUUUUUCUAGUCCUCGAGACUCAAGAGAACCGGUUUCUCACCAAUCCUUUUCUACCAAAAGAACAUCCAAAGACACCCAAAGAACAUCCAAGAUGGUCUCCUUCAAGUACCUUGCUACCGCUCUCAUGGCCACUGCCGCCAUUGCCGCCCCUCACGGCCACCGUCACUCCCACUCCGCAGUCACCAAGCGCCAGUCCUCCACUAAGCGCGGUGCUGCCUACAACGACGCUUCCACCGUCCAGUCCCUUGCCAACAGCGGCUCCGUAUCCUGGGCCUACGACUGGAACAUGUACACCAUGGGUGACCUUCCCUCCGACGUUGAGUUCGUCCCCAUGCUCUGGGGUAGCAAGAUGUUCACUGGUUGGUUCGCCGCCAUCCAGACCCUCCUCAACAGCGGCAACAGCUAUAUCCUCGGCUUCAACGAGCCUGACAUGGAAUCCCAAGCCGCUAUGUCGUCCUCCGAUGCCGCCAACUACUACCGCGAGUACAUCUCCCCGCUCAGCGGCCAGGCCAAGCUCGUCUCGCCCGCUGUUACCAACGGCGUUGGUGCUGACAAGGGCCUCGACUGGAUGCGCAACUUCCUCAACUCCUGCACGGAUUGCAAUGUCAAUGCCCUGGCGGUGCACUGGUACGGCGAAUCUGCCGACGAUUUCAAGACCUUCGUCCAACAGGCUACGGACCUUGCCGAUGAGUUCGGCCUGGCUGAGACUUGGGUUACCGAGUUUGCUCUCAACUCCGAUAUGUCUGGCUCUGGUGGCAGCGACCAGUCGACCGAGUUCUUGAGCGAUGUCCUCCCCUGGUUGGACCAGCAGGAGAAGGUUGCUCGCUACGCCUACUACAUGUGUGCCGACGGUUACUUGCUUAGUGGAAGUGAUCUGAGCAUCAGCGGCAAGGCUUACACUUCUUCAUGAUCGACUCACGUCAACUUCAUUUCACUUUCUGCCUUUCACUUCUCUUCACUUCAUUUCACUUCAUUUCUUCCCUUCUCUUUUACUAUUCUUCAACAACAUUUUUUUUACCAAUUUUUGUCCAUUUUCUUUACCCAUCUUUCAAAGUACCAUGGGUCCGUGGUUCGUUACCGGUGUUAGGUAGCGAAAAGCAGAAAGCCAAAGAAAAAAAACAGCAAUUGAAUCAAAAAAAAUAUAAAAAACCGUCUGCGACAAAAGGGACAAGACGCUAAACAAUAGCGCAACGCAGUUGAGUGUAGAGUCGUUGGAGACGAGAACAGGCCGUUAGAUUAUAGGGAGGGGUCAAAAUGUAGCAAAUGUAC
Messenger RNA from Aspergillus versicolor CBS 583.65, 1414 nucleotides. RefSeq names its product glycoside hydrolase family 128 protein. The record is from RefSeq and is a predicted model, not a curated record. The transcript is spliced from 2 exons. The coding region runs from base 237 to 1055 and encodes 272 amino acids. Gene Ontology annotation, cellular component: fungal-type cell wall. Gene Ontology annotation, biological process: fungal-type cell wall polysaccharide metabolic process. Lineage: Eukaryota; Fungi; Ascomycota; Eurotiomycetes; Eurotiales; Aspergillaceae.